AUGAUGAAGUUCGGGAUAAAAGCUGUUCACAUUUGUUUAUGCCUGCAAAUGGCAGCCGCUUUCAUUCAGAAUCCAGUAUCCAUGACUCCUCCACCAAUAAAAGUGGUGUCAACAGCGAAGAUAAUAGGCUGUCAAAAGAAUCAACUCGGCCUGCCUGCAGCCACCGCGUAUAUUCAGGACGGUGAAGAAAACAAUGGCGAAUUUCAACAGCGUAAGCGAUCCGUGAGCGCCAUUCUGAGCUCUUCCUUUUUGAAUCUCUUGGGCUUUACCAUGGCUGGUCCGAUCACUCCCGCCCUGGGCAAACACUUUGAUCUAGGCGUGGGUGCCAGUUUUGGAUCCCUCACGAGUGCCUAUCCGGCUGGUAUGCUAUUCGGCUUGUUUCUAUGGCCUCGCUUGUCUGAUAAGAUAGGUCGAAAGCCAAUCAUCACGCUGAGUCUGCUGGGGAGUGGAAUCGGAUUAUUGUUGCAAAGUAUGGUCAUCAGGUCGAAUGCUCCAUUGGCUUAUUUCUUGGCAGCAAGAGCAUUGACGGGGGCGCUUGCGGGUAGCGGUCCAGUGUCUAAGGCAUACUUGGCCGAUGUCGGAUACAAAGAUGGAGAAUUGCCUCGGUACUUAGCGUUGAGGGAUGCAGCGUGUACCAUGGCGUUCAUUGUGGGCCCUGUACUAGGGGGACUUGUCUAUGAUGUUCGAGGCAUGGUAAUCAAGUGGUUACAAGGGACAGGAGCCGCUCUUCCUAGCACAUCUAAUUCAUUGGCAUUUACCAUUGCCGUGUCGGCGGCUGCUUCUCUCAUGGCAUCUGGCUUGGUCGGCUUCUUCGUCAAUGAUGCCAAAAAACUAAAGUCGAAGGAAAUGAAGGAGGCUACUAAAGACACGAGCAAGGUGGAUGAAAGCAGCGAAGAGCUGAUUAGUUGUCCUCUCGGAACAAGUAUGUGGACAGGAGUGGCAUCUGUCUGCCUUGUUUCGUUUCUGUUCAAUAUUGGUGACUCAACGUUUCAUGCCUUCUUUUCGGCCCUUCUUCGAGAUGGAGCGGGUCUGAAAACUAGGGGGAUCGGAAUGCUCUACACGCUGCUAGCAUGUAUUAGUUUUUCCGUCUCUACAUUGGGAAGCGGUUUCAUUUUGAAAACCUUGGGGCCUGUGGCGGCCUGUGCAAUUGGACUCGGUCUCAUUGGUUCUGGCUUGCUAUCAUUUGGAGCUGCGGCCUGGACUGGAGUUUCGUCCAUCGGUCCUAGUCUAGGCAUAUUGACGGCAGCUGCAGCCAUUUACUAUGCGGGUGUACCUCUAUAUGGUCCUUCUGUCCCAACCAUGCUACUUCGCUGCGUCCCUUCGUCCGAGCGAGGAGCAAUCAUGGGAUUGGACAGUGCAAUUAACACUGUGGGAAGGAUCAUUAGUCCACUCUUCAUGGGAGAAAUUUACCGGCGAUUCGGAGCUGGUGCUGCCUUUGGUCUGGCGGGAUCCUUGGUCUUUGUAGGAAUGGGAACCACUCUUUAUCGACGGUUUUUGGUGUUGAAGGAUGCUUGA
Molecule: messenger RNA, 1515 nt
Organism: Cylindrotheca closterium
Lineage: Eukaryota; Bacillariophyta; Bacillariophyceae; Bacillariales; Bacillariaceae
Source: the annotation of a GenBank genome assembly